ACAAAAUCCGACGUUGGUAGUAAUUUAUCACUGUACCAAUGUUUUAACAAAUCUAAUUAGUAAUCUUAUACCAGUAACUUAUCAAAUCUUGUAAAUGAUCCAUGGAUACAGGUAAACAAACUUGCGACGCAUUGCUAUAAUUGAGACAUUCGCACGACAGGAAAGUACUUCAUAAGCAAAUAAAAACUUCUGUUAGAUAUGUCAUCUAAUAGUGAAACGGUUAACUGGACUAAAGGAUGUACAGGACUGACUGUCACAAAGAUUGGUCUCUCCAAAUACAUAAUUGAUACAUGGAAAGCUCAUUUGCUUACUUGGAAAGAAAAAGAACUUUCUCAUCUUCCCGAGUUCUUUGAAGACGUAGAUGAAGGAAGUAUAAUUUAUCAAAAAGGGACAGGAAAUAAAAAAGGGUGUUGGAUAAUUAAGUGCCAAUGUCAGUCAGGAUUGUGUCAAAAAAUCCUUGACCGGUUGCGUGAUUUACACGGACAUGAGUCAAGAAAAAUCGUUUGGAAAACAAUGCCAGAAGAACAGUCGGACCAAACGGCGUCGGACAAAAAGAAACAACUUUGGCAACUUACAUUGCCUACGGCUUACCCGUUUGUCUCAGAAUACUGUAGAGUCUGCAGUAUAUGUAAAAGUAUUGAUUGCCCAUUUGAACGGCAUCGCAACGGCGUACCUUUGUUUGACUAUACACGAUCGAAUAGUAUCGAUUCACAUUUCUUGCCUUUUACAAGUACUAGUAUUUUCCAAAGAAGAGAGAGAAUUGUCGACGAAUAUUACUGGAAGAUUGCAAACAUGUUUAUGUUUAGAGGAACGGAGAGAAACGAAAUUCCCAAUACCGGACCUGAAGAUACAGACACUGCGCUAGUUUUCAAGAUGAUGAAAUACUGCAAACUGUUCUCACUGGAUGGAGACGAAGCACAGGAUGAAGUUUACGAUGAUUUACUUGAAGUAAGAAACUUCCUGAUGCACACCACAGAUAAUCGUUUGUCUGACGAAGCUUUGGAAGAAUGUUUCACUCGUAUGAAAACAGUAUUGGAGACGGAAAAGUUUAGUGACACGUUCAGUACAAAAGCAGUUGCGGAGUUGUCAAUGCUUAAAUCAAUGUCGAUAUAUUUAACAACGUUAACAUCGGAAGAAGCAGACAUUGUGAAACAGGCUUUUGCCGAACAACAGUCUGCUUUGAAAUAUGAUAUCCAUAUCACCAGACAACUGAAAAAUGACUACGUGUUAGAGGGACUCUUGAAAGUUAGCGUUGAAAAAUGCAAGGAAUACACACAGAAAUAUGAGCAGGAGACCAAAAACAACCCAGUAGAACGACAUUCAGAAGAACAUAGAAAUCCAAACAAGGUAAUACUAUGUUUGUUAUCUUAGUAUAUUGUAUUUUACCUGAUGCGUUAAUGGCGGCGACGAAUGUGA
Messenger RNA from Mercenaria mercenaria, 1416 nucleotides. RefSeq lists its product as uncharacterized. The record is from RefSeq and is a predicted model, not a curated record. The coding region runs from base 199 to 1371 and encodes 390 amino acids. NCBI's taxonomy places the organism in Eukaryota, Metazoa, Mollusca, Bivalvia, Venerida, Veneridae. The transcript has 5 exons.